This is a messenger RNA of Nicrophorus vespilloides, 3416 nucleotides long. RefSeq lists its product as uncharacterized. NCBI's taxonomy places the organism in Eukaryota, Metazoa, Arthropoda, Insecta, Coleoptera, Silphidae. The transcript has 10 exons. The record is from RefSeq and is a predicted model, not a curated record. The coding region runs from base 478 to 3243 and encodes 921 amino acids.
CAAAAAAAUACAGGUGGGUGAGGAAGGAAAUAGUGUCCGCGUGUGUGAGUGUGUAACGACUUCCGUCAUGUAAUGAAUGGAUCGGAAGUUGUCAGGUGGAGGGGCUUGAAAAUAAUUACAGGUACUCGCACGGCAAUCCACGAUUGAUUUGUUUACUUAGUUUUUGAACAGUUUUCGGUACGAACGCUCCGUUUUUUUUUUGUAUUAUAUAUUUCAAUUUCUUGUGCUUCUUACAUUCACAUACAAUUUCCGCACGUUGCUUCGUUCAAUUGCACAAAGGCCAAGGAAAUUCGUAAUUAAACAUUCAAAGAAUCAAAGAAGCGAAUUCGAUUGAUUUAUAUAUAGACAAAAACAAGCCAAUAACGUAUCGAUUAGACUGAUAAAAAAUUCAUCUCAAUUCGCCGACACUAAGUGGGCACAGAAUCUGGAAAAGUAGACUGUUCAUCAUUCAGUUUUCGGACGUCCAACCAUGCGUUGAUGAUGUUGAAGUCGAAUAGCAAGCGGAAAUCCGGAAGGAAGUUGGAGGAAUUGCUGCUUCCAGGUAGCAGAUUGAAGUUCAGCUCGCAGCAAUUGCAAAACUUGAAUUUGGUUUUCGAGAAGCGUUUGUUGGAGCCUUUGUGCACAAAAGAAAUUGAAAGUAAUAUAAUUUUGGCUAGGAGCGUAACUGAGAGGCUUAUACAAAGAUUGGUGUGCGGAGCCGGUACGAUCGAUGAGAAAUUCUCUUCGAAAUAUCUGAUUCAUUUACAUUCGAGCGAUGAGAGAACCACCAAUUUGCGUUAUUUGGUGCGAUUGGAUAAAUUGAGUCGACCGUCCUUGUACAAAGAUGAUUCUCUCCCGAAGUAUUCCAUUAUCGAGGACGAUCCUGAUUUUCCUAAGGGAUACGCAAGGAUCAGGAUGUUCUCGUCGCUUUACAAACUCUGGGGAGAUUACGCUAACGCCAACGGCUACUUGCGACGCGAUAAAAUACAGAGUAGAUAUGUCUCACUUUUGGCACGAGCCGCCUCUUCGGAUCUACCGAAUUCUCCGGCGUACCUUGAUGAGGCCAUCCUCUGCGCUUCUCCCGGUAAAGUCGUCGAUCCGUCCACGCUUCAAAGGAUCCUGAAAAUCCCUACGGAGAGGCACGUCUAUUACGGGUCGAAUGGAAAUGCGCCUCGAUUUCCGGAUCCGCGCGAUUUCCGGCUCGCAAUUGUCGACGAGCCGACCGGCAUCCGGAUCAGGAUCGAAUUCCUCUCCCCCGCCCUUUCAUCCCUCGCCAUGGAUGUAACUAUCUUAAUCGGAAUCGAAGCGGAUUCCUGGCCCGUUUCCAGCGAUUUCCCCACUAGAAUCUCGUUAGGCCAUUCGGAUUCAUUACUCUACCAAUUAACCGCACAAACGGGACUUUAUUUGGUUGGUUUUGGAGUGCAAUCAUCGGCGUGGCAAAUGCGAGUUCCAGCAGCUGAAGAAACGAUUCUGAAGAACUACAGUCCCAACAGCACAAUUCACAGUAUACUGAAACUUCUGAAAAUCACUCUCGAUGAAAUCUACGAAGAAAGUUCCAGGCAUCAAAAAUAUCAAUUAGCGUACAAAAUAUUAAACGGUUAUAUCUUGAAGACGGCCCUCUUCUACGAGCUGGAAAAAGAUCUUGAUGGUCCAACAGUCACUUUACUAAAUUGGUCACCAAAAUCGUUAUCCACUCACGUCCUUAAGAUUUUCGAUAACAUCAUUUCAUCGUUGAGGAAUCAAAAACUUUCCAACUACUUCUUCCCCGCCACCAAUCUGAUAGGAAACCCCGGUCAUUUGUGCGAAGACGAUUACAUUUACGAAUCCAAAAGGAUUUUGAUACAUUUAGUUAAACUGCAAGAUAUGAGUUUAACGCAUAUUGCUGAGAGAAGUAUAAGCUUAGCGCAGGAGUUGGAAUCUUCGUUGUUGCAUAAAUGGAAGGAGCUUAUUGAUGGUUUACUACCACCAGCUUCGACGCGAGGAAGAAGGUUUUGUCUUAUAGGGAAGACCAAACGUGUAGCUUAUACUCAAUACACUGGGAGGCAGUUGGAGUAUAUAGCUUUGAUCCUUAAAAAUGCUUUAAUUGCUAAGAAAAGUAUUCUAAAACCUUUGGAUGAGACUUGGGAAGGCUAUCCUCCGGAUACCAAAAAGGAUGAUUUGAACACUACAGAAGAUUUAGUAUACAUAAUACUAAUAAUAAUAGAGCAAGCGAAGGAUCAUUUCCUGAAAGUCAAUACAAACGAAAAGUUUAAAUUGAAACUAAAACUACAUUUUGAUUCGACUAUAAUGAAAUUAGUGGAUCUGAUCAGACGUAGCGAUGAAACUAUUUUGGACGAUUUAGAUUUCGUUAAGGUUACGUUGAAAUGGCUUUACCGAGUUUUGGAUCAAAACAAGAGACUUCUAUCACCAAUCCUGAGGCCGUAUCUCAAUACUCUUUUUAUUUCAUCACAUGGAAACUCUUGGUUUCUGGAGAGUUUUAAAGAGAGAACGCGAGGAGAUGAAAUUGUAUCCCUUGGGAUAUUUUCCGAGUUGGUUAAUAAAGAGAAGAUUACACCAGCUGAAGGAUUGAUAGAGUCUAUUAACAAGAGAUGGUCGUGGGCUAAAGACAUGUUGACUUUGGUGGAAAGGCAGAGAUUGAGGGUUGUUUUUGUUGAAGGUAGAGGAAAGAUUGGAAGGCAUUUGAUGUCGGUUCCGAACGAUUUCAAAGCUAAAGCCAUUGCUGAAGAUGAAAGCUACAAUUUGAAUACGUUACCUAAAAAAAGCUAUUUUUGCACUCUACUAAAAAAUGAUUUGGAAAGCUCUCAAAUGCGAAUCCCUUGGCAUUGCAUUUUAAGAGAUAACAGUCCUUUGACUAAGAUGUUCAACAAGCAGCAUAGAUUUGGGGAUCAUAGAUGUGGAGGAGAUAUAGUGGAAACUCUGAUGUCGAUGCAGAAAUUGAAUUUGUUGCAGGACGUUUCUUCGAUUCUUCCUCAGGAAGAUCGUUUGCAGCUUCUGGAGGUUGUGCAAAAACUGUCGAGGAAGAACGGCAAUCCAAGGAGGAGGGCUCAGACUUUGCCUAAUUAUAGCAAACAGGACAAUAAUCAGAAAUACACUAGGAAAGAGGAGAGCGCAGGGAUCAGAACGAGCAAAGAAGGAUUCGUUUUGAAAACUUUACAAUUAGAUCCGAGCAGUCUGAUUCAAAGCUGCAGAGAUGUCAGGAUGAAAGAUGACGGAUCUUACGAUAGGAAAGUGAGGAUAGUGCAUAGACAAUCCUUUAAAUAUUAGUAAUUACUUUACAUGUUUAUAUUUAAACUGUGUGAUAAGAUUUUAAUAUGCAAAUAAUGAUUGUGUGACGUAACCAAAGCAUGAUAAUCUUAACUAAAUAAAGAUAACAAGAUAAUUAACUUGUCUUUUUAUACUUUAAUAAUUAUUAGAAUUUAUAAGUGCAUAAGUAACAA